CCGGUCGCGCCGGUCGAGCCGGUUGUGCCGGUCGCGCCGGUCGCGCCGGUCGCGCCGGGUGCGCCGGUCGCGCCGGUCGCGCCGGUCGCGCCAGUCGCCGGUGCCGGUCGCGCCGGUCGCGCCGGUCGCGCCGGUGCCGGUCGCGCCGGUUGCGCCGGUCGCGCCGGUCGCGCCGGUCGCAAUCGCGCUGGUCGCGCCGGUGCCGGUCGCGCCGGUCGCGCCGGUCGCGCCGGUUGGGGACAUCAUGGUCGUCCCAGACCAGCUGGACCCGCGGAAAUGGCAGCUCCACGUGCUGGGGGGGGCGACGCUCAUCGAAGCGUGCUAUGAUAUGAUCCAGCACGUGGAGGACACGAAGCAGCCCAACGAGCAGGUCCGACUGCUGAUCGCGAACCAG
This is a messenger RNA of Prorocentrum cordatum, 394 nucleotides long. Lineage: Eukaryota; Dinophyceae; Prorocentrales; Prorocentraceae. The record is from the annotation of a GenBank genome assembly.